UGUGAAUAAUGGCAUCUCAUGUGGUGAUAAUAUUAUUAUUGCUAGUAACAUCAAUUCCUUUAUCGUUAUCACUGCAGCCUGAUUCAACAAAAGGAAAAUGGAAGCUUUUAAAGAGUAGCAUUGGUGUUUCCGCAAUGCAUAUGGCAUUGUUACCAAAUGAUCGAAUUAUAACAUUCGAUAGGACUGAUUUCGGUCCAUCUAAUAUUACCUUUCCAGCCGAAAAAUGCCCUCCAAAUAUGGAUUGUUAUGCACAUUCGGUCGAAUUCUAUCCUGCUAAACGUGGCGUUCGUCCUCUCACUAUUUUGUCAGAUACUUGGUGUUCUUCGGGCUCUUUGUUGCCUGAUGGUGUGUUGAUUCAGUCUGGUGGCAAUAACGAAGGGGAACGUGUCGUUAGGACGUUUAGUCCUUGUGACGAUUGUGAUUGGGUUGAGAAUCGAAACGGGCUGGUUUCUCCUAGAUGGUAUGCUUCCAACCAGUUGUUACCGGACGGAAAAGUCAUCGUUGUUGGUGGUCGACGUCAGUUUACGUACGAGUUCAUCCCUAAGGGCCCCAAUUCCGUGCAAUAUAACCUCCCGUUUCUUGAAGAGACAUUAAGAUCCGACCCAUUUCCAAACAAUCUCUACCCGUUUAUCCAUCUCAAUACCGAUGGAAAUCUUUUUGUUUUCGCGAACGACCGAGCCAUAUUACUAGAUUACAAGCAUAACAAGGUGGUACGGAAGUAUCCGGUGAUGCCCGGUGGAGUAGCUCGUAACUACCCAAGUACGGGUUCGUCGGUAUUGCUUCCGUUAAUUCUUUCCGGAACCACGAAAACCAUCCCGCCUGUGGCAGAGGUACUUGUUUGUGGCGGAACAGUCCCGGACGCUAUUGAUAAAGCUUUUGCUAAUGUGUUUGUUGAAGCGACCAAAAGUUGCGGACGGUUGAGAUUGAAUGAUGAAGUUCCGGAAUGGGAAAUGACGGAAAUGCCCUUGAGCCGAAUAAUGGGGGAUAUGUUAUUGUUACAUACAGGUGAUGUUCUGAUUAUAAAUGGGGCGGGGGCGGGGGCCGCGGGGUGGGACCUAGCUAGAGAACCGGUACUGUAUCCAGUUUUAUACGAGUCGGGUUCAAAAAUGUUUCAGAAAAUGAACCCGACAACAAUACCCCGGAUGUACCAUUCGAGCGCUCAUUUACUAUCUGAUGGUCGUGUUAUUGUUGGUGGUAGCAAUCCGAAUUCUAACUAUAAUUUUUCGGCGCUUUUUCCAACUGAGCUUAGUGUUGAAUCUUUUUCGCCCCCGUAUUUACUUGGUCCAAAACUAAGACCUAACAUAACCGGGAUCAAAACUGGAGUAAACUUGGUGUAUGGACAAGAAAUUGUUUUUAAUUUUCGGUUUAAAGGAAAUGGGAGAGAAUUUGAAAACGAGAAAGUUUAUGUGACGAUGAUGGCACCUUCUUUUACCACACAUUCGUUUUCCAUGAACCAAAGGUUGUUGGUACUCGAAGUGGUGGAUAUACGACCAAAGUUUUCCGAGAAUUAUGUUGUGACUUGUUUAGCUCCAACAACUGCUGAGGUGGCACCACCGGGGUAUUAUCAGUUGUCGAUUGUAUACGAUGGAGUUCCUAGUAGAACUAAAUGGGUACGUAUUGGUAAUUGAUCGAUUAAUUCGUUUGUUGGUAACUUAAUAAGGUUAAAUGUUACAAUUAUAAGGUUGUAUUACUUGCAAGCUCGUACAAAUGUCAUUAAAAUGUGGUGGCAUUUCCUUUCUUCUUUCUUUUUUUCUUAAUUACUUUAAUUUUUGUCGGGUAAACUCGAUGUUAAGUAUGAUUGUGGGAUUCAUUUCAUUUGUUAUAUAUGUUUUGUUUGAUUGAAUAA
This is a messenger RNA of Erigeron canadensis, 1846 nucleotides long. RefSeq names its product aldehyde oxidase GLOX1-like. NCBI's taxonomy places the organism in Eukaryota, Viridiplantae, Streptophyta, Magnoliopsida, Asterales, Asteraceae. The record is from RefSeq and is a predicted model, not a curated record. The transcript is spliced from 2 exons. Bases 9 to 1628 code for a protein of 539 amino acids.